AUGGUCAAAUACAUUCUCGUCUGUGGUGGUGUUAUCUCUGGUAUCGGCAAGGGUGUGAUCGCCUCCAGUACUGGUCUCAUGCUCAAGACUGCUGGUUUGAAGGUCACCUCCAUCAAGAUCGACCCUUACAUGAACAUUGAUGCUGGUACCAUGGCUCCCACUGAACACGGUGAGGUGUACGUUCUCAACGAUGGUGGUGAGACCGAUCUGGAUCUCGGUAACUACGAGCGAUACCUUGAUGUCUCUCUCAACAAGGACAACAACAUUACCACCGGAAAGGUCUACCAGCACGUCAUCGACCGCGAGCGAAAAGGAGAUUACCUCGGAAAGACUGUCCAGAUCGUUCCCCACUUGACCAACGCCAUUCAGGACUGGGUUGAGCGAGUGUCCAAGGUUCCUGUUGACGAGACUGGAGAUGAGCCUGAUGUCUGUAUCAUUGAGCUUGGUGGUACCGUCGGUGACAUUGAGUCUAUGCCUUUCGUCGAGGCCAUGCGUCAGUUCCAGUUCCGAGUCGGCCACGAGAACUUUGCUUUGAUCUACGUCUCCCUCAUCCCUGUUGUUGGUGGUGAGCAAAAGACAAAGCCUACUCAGGCUGGUGUCAGGGAUCUACGUGGUUUGGGCCUUCUUCCUGACCUCAUCGCCUGUCGAUGUACCGAGCCCCUCCUUACCGCCACCAUGGAGAAGGUCUCCAUGUUCUGCCACGUCUCCCCCCGACAAGUGCUCGGUGUCCACAACGUCAGCUCUACCUACCACGUCCCCCUCCUCCUCCAAGACCAAGGCAUGCUCAAGUACUUCUGGGAACGUCUUGCCUUGUCGACCGUUGAGAUCCCUACGGCUUUGAAGGCCAAGGGUGAGGAGAUCGCAAACAAGUGGGAGUCUUUGACUAGCGGUGUCGACAAGACUUUCGAGUCUGUCGAGAUUGUCCUUGUCGGCAAGUACACCACUUUGGAGGACUCUUAUAUGAGUGUCGUCAAGUCUCUUGAACACGCUGCUAUGCGAUGUGGCCGACGCCUCGAGCUCCACUGGGUCGACUCUUCCGACCUUGAACCCGCUGCCCAAACCGAGAACCCCGUCAAGUUCCACAACGCCUGGAAGGCCGUCUGCUCCGCCAAGGGUAUCAUUGUCCCCGGCGGUUUCGGUUUGCGUGGUACUGAGGGUAUGAUUGCUGCUGCCAAGUGGGCGCGAGAGCAGAAUGUGCCGUACUUGGGUAUUUGUCUUGGUUUCCAAGUGGCUGUGAUUGAGUGGGCUAGGAACGUUUGUGGUUUGAAGGAUGCCAACUCCUCCGAACUCGUCCCCGAUGGUCCUCACUCCGUCAUCUGCUUCAUGCCCGAAAUCUCCAAGACCCACAUGGGUGGCACAAUGCGUCUCGGUCUGCGACCCACCGUCUUUGAGCCCAACACGGAGAACGCCAAGCUCAGGAAGCUGUAUGGUAGCAAGGACGUUGCUUGGGAGAGGCACAGGCAUAGGUACGAGGUGGAGCCCAAGUAUGUGGAGCAGCUGGAGGCGCCUGGAAACAUGAGGUUUAUCGGUAAAGAUGAAAGAGGAGAGCGAAUGCAGAUGCUCGAGCUGGCAGAGCACCCCUACUUUGUCGGUCUCCAAGCCCACCCUGAAUUCUGCUCUCGUCCUCUCAACCCCUCUCCCCCCUUCCUCGGUCUCGUCGCCGCCGCUUGCGGCCUCAACGUUCUCGAAGAACACAUUGCCAACAACGAGAAGAACUACGUUGACCCCCAUCCCCAAGCCGCCAAGGUCGUCCCUGCGUCGGAGGCUGCUACGGAGGCGGGCAAGGAGAAGAGUCAGACUGGUGUCGAGGGUGUCAAAGUUGCGGAUGAGGAUGUUGCCGGCGGAGAAGAAGCUUAG
Messenger RNA from Cryptococcus wingfieldii CBS 7118, 1857 nucleotides. RefSeq names its product CTP synthase. Lineage: Eukaryota; Fungi; Basidiomycota; Tremellomycetes; Tremellales; Cryptococcaceae. Gene Ontology annotation, biological process: pyrimidine nucleobase biosynthetic process; CTP biosynthetic process. The record is from RefSeq and is a predicted model, not a curated record. Gene Ontology annotation, cellular component: cytoophidium; cytoplasm. The coding region runs from base 1 to 1857 and encodes 618 amino acids. Gene Ontology annotation, molecular function: CTP synthase activity; identical protein binding. The transcript is spliced from 11 exons.